Molecule: messenger RNA, 402 nt
Organism: Metarhizium album ARSEF 1941
Lineage: Eukaryota; Fungi; Ascomycota; Sordariomycetes; Hypocreales; Clavicipitaceae
Exons: 1
Coding region: 1-402 (133 amino acids)
Source: RefSeq, a predicted model, not a curated record
AUGUUAUCUGUUUCCGCUCAGGAUACCCGUCACUACCACCCGAGUCAAAACCACCAGACAUACCUCCCUCACUACCGCCCAAUGCCUCACCGUGAAGACACCCCUGUCAUGAGUGUGCCCGCGGGCAGCUCUCCCGCUCCAGGGAAGAGUUCACAGGAUGCCGCGGUGGCUCAAGCUCUCGAGAUCGCCCGCGAGAGUCCGGACGGCGCCUCGGACCCUACUGUCAGCAAGAUUCUCGAAAAUGCCCUCGCUCAGAUCUGGGGCAAGGUCCGGGAUCAGCCCAACACGUAUAUCAUGACACGGGACGAGUUUGCCGUCUUCAACUUCUUUCAACACCGUUUCGUCGGUGACAACGACGCUGUCGGGGCCCGAAGACGAUACUGGGACAACUGCCGCGCUUGA